UAUUCUUCUGACAUUAUCUAUUGAGCUGCAAAGCAAGUUAAGCAACCCAUCAAGCAAAAGUCAAUGGAUGAAGAAGCAGUCAAUCGUCCACUAGUCUUGGUUCAUCGACCACCAAACUUUCACUUCCCAUUCAGACACCGUUUAGCAACUCAGUUCAACCUUUUCGAUCCCCUUGACUCACCCGAUUCAACUCGCUCUUCCCUCCUUUGCCGCCAUGCCCACAACAUAAGGGCCCUUCUUUGCGUGGACCCCACACCCGUCUCCUCCGACCUCCUGUCUCUCCUUCCAGCCUUGGAACUCAUUGUGGGCUCCACGGUCGGCGUUGAUCACAUCGACCUCCCCGAAUGCCGGCGACGUGGCGUUACUGUUACUAAUGCUGGCGUUGCAUUCUCUGAGGAUGUCGCUGACUUAGCGGUUGGCCUCUUGAUCGAUGUUUUACGAAAAAUUUCUGCCGGUGACCGCUUCCAUCGAGCCUCCUCCUGGGCUAAAACCGGUGAUUACGCGCUGGGCUCUAAGUUAGGAGGAAAGCGAGUUGGGAUGGUGGGGAUGGGAAAGAUUGGCUCUGAAGUUGUAAAAAGACUUCAGGCCUUUGGCUGCAUCAUUUCUUACAACUCCAGAAGGAAGAAAUCAGCUAUCGCAUUCCCUUAUUACGCAGACGUCUAUGAGCUUGCAGUGAAUAGUGAUGUGCUUGUUGUUUGUUGUGCACUUACGGAAGAAACUCACCAUAUAAUCAACAAGGAUGUAAUGACAGCUUUGGGAAAGGAAGGAGUGAUAAUUAACGUUGGACGUGGGGCUCUCAUUGAUGAAAAGGAAAUGGUGAAGCUUUUGUUACGUGGUGAGAUUGGUGGUGUUGGUCUUGAUGUGUUUGAAGAUGAACCUCAUGUGCCAAAAGAGCUAUUUCAAUUGGAUAAUGUUGUGUUGUCUCCCCAUUGCGCAGUUGCUACUCCAGAAUGCUUUGAUGCAUUGGAGGAGCUGAUUGUGUUUAACUUGAAGGCUUUCUUUGCAAAUAAACCCUUGUGGUCAGUGGUCAAUCUUGAGUGAAGGGACUAUUCAUUUAGUUUGGUAAUGGCUUUUGAAAAUCAUUAAACAGAAAACCAACAUUGGUUCACAGCAGGUAGAGUGAUUCAUCAGUUGAAAAACUGAUAUAUUGAAUCAUUCAACACCUGAA
This is a messenger RNA of Pistacia vera, 1168 nucleotides long. Its product is annotated as glyoxylate/hydroxypyruvate reductase HPR3-like. The transcript is spliced from 2 exons. Gene Ontology annotation, cellular component: cytosol. NCBI's taxonomy places the organism in Eukaryota, Viridiplantae, Streptophyta, Magnoliopsida, Sapindales, Anacardiaceae. The record is from RefSeq and is a predicted model, not a curated record. Gene Ontology annotation, molecular function: hydroxypyruvate reductase [NAD(P)H] activity; NAD binding; glyoxylate reductase (NADPH) activity. Bases 64 to 1041 code for a protein of 325 amino acids.